AUGGGGCCUCGCCGUAAUGCUCCCUUCAGUGGGCAUCUUUCGUUACCAAAACCUUUCGAUAUCUUUUUUAUUGUAAAGCGUGUUUCAACGGAAAAAGAAACUUUUCACUCUGUAUCACCUUUUUUGGUCGAAAAAUCUCUAACUGGAAACAUUGGAGAGGUGGCAUCCGUUCGAAAGCUCCGAUCGGGUGACCUACUUGUUGAAGUGUCGUCGCGACAGCAAUCCCACAAAAUUCUAAAGCUGAAAUCUUUUGGACCGAUACCUGUUACUAUUACUCCCCAUGGUUCUAUGAAUUCCUCGAGGGGUGUUAUUACCUGCGGGGAAUUGUUUAAUGUUCCUUUGGAGGAGAUUACUGAGAAAUUACAAAAUCAAGGAGUGACGCAUGUCCGCCGCAUUGCUAUCCGGCGAGAUGGACAGUUACAAAAUACUAAACAUCUUAUUUUAACUUUUCAUUCUCCAAAAUUGCCAGAUUCAAUAAAGGCCGGCUAUAUGAAAUUGCCUGUAAGGCCUUAUAUACCUAACCCUUUAAGAUGCUUCAAGUGCCAGCGUUUUGGCCAUUCAAAGACUAACUGCCGUGGGACUUUAACUUGCGCCCGUUGUGCAGUAGUUGGCCAUGAGAGCACUGAAUGUUCAUCGAAAGAGAAAUGUGUGAACUGCAAAGGAGAACAUACUUCUUUCUCCCGUGAUUGCCCUGCUUGGAAAUUGGAAAAAGAAAUAGUCACAGUGAAGGUCAAAGAGCAGGUAUCAUUCCCUGAAGCUCGACGAAUUGUGAGAGCUAGAACACCUGCAUAUGGAACCAGCUAUGCUUCUGCGGUUAAGGGGCAGCUAAAAACUGUGGGAAUUCAAUACGAUACAAAAGAUUUUAAACAGGGCUCUGGAUCCGAUGUUCCAGUUGCAAUUGUAGAUACCGAAUCCGAUCAUAACCCUGAUUUUGUUCCAAUAUCAACCAAACGCAAUAGAAAGAAACUCAGGUCUACUUCUCAAAAAUCUUUAUUACUUAAGCUUUCAAAGAAAAAUAAAUCUAAAACAGAUGUGAAAAAGUUGCCUUCGUUCACAGUAAAGAAUUCUGUCGCUUUGGGGCUAGCGACUGAGGGCUUAGUUCAGAAGGACCUACCGUCCUUAUUUGGCAUGCCCAAUAGUCCUGAUCAUAUUUCACUCCAUCCGUCAGAAGAGGAGGAGGAUUUUUCUAUGAGUUGCGAUCCUUCGCAUGCUCAAAACAGUGUUUUUAAAGACAAACCUCCCAUUCCACUUUCUUAA
Argiope bruennichi is the source of this 1257-nucleotide messenger RNA. RefSeq lists its product as uncharacterized. The transcript has a single exon. The record is from RefSeq and is a predicted model, not a curated record. Bases 1 to 1257 code for a protein of 418 amino acids. Gene Ontology annotation, molecular function: nucleic acid binding; zinc ion binding. NCBI's taxonomy places the organism in Eukaryota, Metazoa, Arthropoda, Arachnida, Araneae, Araneidae.